Anopheles nili is the source of this 1843-nucleotide messenger RNA. RefSeq lists its product as uncharacterized. The record is from RefSeq and is a predicted model, not a curated record. The transcript has 4 exons. The coding region runs from base 80 to 1786 and encodes 568 amino acids. Lineage: Eukaryota; Metazoa; Arthropoda; Insecta; Diptera; Culicidae.
GCAGGAGCAGGAUACCAACACCACGGCACCACCGGACGUGGACGCGAUAGCGACGAAGACGGCGUCCAAGAUAGAGACGAUGGCGGAAGCCCAGCGGCUGAUUGGGAUCUCGCUGGCGAAGAUCGCGCAAUCGCGCGUCUGUCGUGGUGGCGUUUCACUCCACAAGAACCUGCUGGUUGCGACCGUGCUGCAGAAGGCUCGGUACAUCUUCAUGGAGGAGGCGUAUCACAUCGUGCACGGGCACUAUCUCCAGCAGCAGCAGCAGCAGCAGCAGGCGCAGCAACAUCAACAGUUGAUGAUGCAGGAGAACGCGGCUGCCGCGUACCUUUUGGCGGCUCACUGUGACGGGGGUGGUGAAUCGGCGGGUGGUGAUGAUAAGUGUGGUAGUGGUGAGCUGGUGGAACGUCAUCAUCAUCCCUGUUUGCUGCCUGGUGGUGAGGACGAGCUAGUGGAUCCGGUGGAGGAAGAUGACGGCACGACGGCCACUUCUCGAGGGACACCACCGGCGUACGGUGGGGGGGAGUGUGAUGUAGGAGGAGAAGUCAUUCUGCCCACGACCCUUGGCGGGUUGCCGUUGGAGCCACUCAACAUGUGCCGGCAUGAUCCUGCUCGAGGAACUGAUCGCGAGGAAGAGGAGGAAGAAGAAGAUGAAGAAGAGGACGUGGUGCCGGAUGACGUGAAGGACGAACGGCAGGUUGCUCGCGAGGGAGGAUCACAUGACGUGUCGCAUUUGUUCCUGCUUCCGGCACUAGCACCGUGGAUCGGCGGAAGCAGUAGUUCCUGCGAGGAUAAGGAGAACAACGUGGCUGGUGACGUGGAUGGUGCUUCCGGUGGAUUUUCCUCAUUUCUGACAGCGUCCGGCUUUGGUGGGGAGGUUGAUGAAGACGACGAGGAGGAGGAAGAGGACGAAGAGGAAGACGACGAUGAGGAGGAGGAGGAGGAAAACACUUGCCAGGAUUUGUCCUGCCACCAGCGGAAACCACCGACCGCGGCGGUAACAACACCGGCGGAACAGCGAACGUCCGAAAGUGUGCAGCAGCAAUUUGAAUCGGCAGUUCGUUCGAAGGGUGCCAUGAGGUACUUCGAUUUGGGUGGCAGCAACAGCAGCGAUAGGGGUGGUAGGGUGGAACGACGUCGGCGGAGACAUCGUACGGAAGGAGACAGCAGGAUAUCGUUGGUGGUUCCUGUGAAACGACGGCGCUCUUCGACCACCGGUGAGUGGGAUGGCACGGAUACGAUGGCACAAGAGGAGGCUGAUGAGCGUAUCCUGCCGAUCGCGCUGUUGUCCGCGAAAAGGAUGAAAACGGGUGAUACACCGCGUGCCGCCAAUGCUGCCCUUCUCACUGGCCCUCACGGGCAGCCACAGUUUUAUUCUUCCCCGCACGACACGAUCUGCCAGGGUGAUGCCGAAACGCUCUCGGAGUGUGUUAAUCAGCAGUUGGAAGCGGAAAACCUUAGCACCACCACCAGUAGUAUCACCAGCACCGGCAAUAGUAGCAGCUCUACCAGCACCACCACCACAGACGUGCAAUCGGACGCGGAAGGGACACUGGCCGCUGCGUCACCGCCGGCUCCUUCCGUCGAGAGCAUCGACCGGAUAACGUCCCUGGUGUCGAUCUUCAGCUUUGGUAACCUGUCGCGAUCGGUUUCGACGCCGGAUUUCUGUGCGGCCCAGGCACAGAAGGACACCCGGCCGGAUGCGGGUGGUUCGCUGCUGACGAGCCAGCUGCAGCAUCAUCAUCAUCAUCAUCACGGGCAGCGCGGUUACCUGACGAUGACGGUGUAACUAAUGCUGCUGCAGGCGCUCGAUGGAGGCGGAUGGCGGAAUUACUUCGAGUACUGA